CCGCGCAUGGACACCCCGUGCUGCCGCCCCUCUGACCCGCGCCGCUCACCGCCCCGGCCCCCACCGGGCUCCGACACGGACGACGUCCUGCAGAUCAUGGCCAUCACCGACCAGAGCCUGGACGAGGCGCAAGCCAGAAAGCAUGCUCUGAAUUGUCAUCAGAUGAAGCCUGCUCUCUUCAGUGUGCCCUGUGAGAUCAAGGAAAAGGCAGGGUUGAACAUUCGUGGCAUUCUGGCAGAGGGUCCCCCUGACGCUCAGCUCCAAAAGCUGGAUAACAUGCUGCUGGCCGAGGGCAUGUGCAGGCCCGAGAAGCACCGAAGAGGAGCCCAGGCGGCGGCCGGCACAGCAACCCCAGGUGGCUGUCCAAAUGACAAUGCUGAGCACUCUGACUCCAGGGCCAAGCUGUCCCAGACCCGACAGGUUUACCCCUCUGAGCUAGAGAAACAUGAACAGGCCUGCCGUGAGUUCACCACGCAUGUCACCAGCCUUCUCCGGAAGCAGAGCAGGAUAAGGCCUGUCUCGUCCAAGGAGAUCGAGCGCGUGGUGGGCACCCACGGCAAGUUCAACAGCGUCCCGAUGCAGCUGAGGGAGAGCACCUGCGAGGCCGUGAUGACCCUGCGCGCGAGGGUCCUCGACGCCAGGCGUAAGCGGCAGAACUUCGGCAAGCAAGCCACGGAAGUGCUGAAUGAAUAUUUUUAUUCCCAUGUGAGCAACCCUUACCCCAGUGAAGAAACCAAAGAAGAGCUGGCCAGGAAGGGUGGCAUCGCCGUCUCCCAGGUCUCAAACUGGUUCGGCAACAAAAGAAUCCGGUAUAAAAAGAACAUGGGGAAGUUUCAAGAAGAGGCUACCACUUACACAGGUUCCUUUGGUCCCUUUCCGAUGACCAGCACCAGUGACACACUUAUCACCCUGCAGACGCUGGCCUCCCUCCGGCCCGCCCCUGGGGAAGGCAGCCUUCUGGGCCAGGCCAGGGGUGGCUGGCAGGUGAGGCGAAUGUCGACCGCUUCACCUAUUGGAGACCCCGGCAGGGUCACUUCAAACGCAUCUAAUUAAGUGUUGGGAUGAGCAGAAAAGAGGACGGUGCGACCUGCCUUGGUUCCCUGGAAUUCAUGUUUCCUCAGAAAACCCAGAACUGACAGCAGACAGCGCUCCCUGAGCUGACGGCAGGCGACACCGGUACCAUCUUUUGCUUGUCAGCUGGGGUUUGAAAUGGGCUGAGACACUGCUCGUUCUGCCAACUCCGUUUGGUGUUUUUUACAGUAAUUUUAUGGUUAAGGCUGAAUUGUUUCUUCCAGGACUUGGCACAAAUUCUCCCAUUACAGUUUUGGACCGAUUUUAA
Messenger RNA from Lagenorhynchus albirostris (white-beaked dolphin), 1339 nucleotides. RefSeq names its product PBX homeobox 4 (gene PBX4). Gene Ontology annotation, biological process: neuron development; embryonic organ development; animal organ morphogenesis. Gene Ontology annotation, cellular component: nucleus. NCBI's taxonomy places the organism in Eukaryota, Metazoa, Chordata, Mammalia, Artiodactyla, Delphinidae. Gene Ontology annotation, molecular function: RNA polymerase II cis-regulatory region sequence-specific DNA binding; DNA-binding transcription factor activity, RNA polymerase II-specific. The record is from RefSeq and is a predicted model, not a curated record.